GCCACAGAGGUAGUUGAGGAGGUGCGUGCUGUUUCUAUUGAUUUGGUCCCACUACGUGCAUCAGAGAUGAUGUUGCCUGUGCUUGUUGCCUUUGAGGAGAAGCUUCCUGUAUUGCGUGCCACAGAUGUGUUUGAGGAAGUGCGUCGUGUGGUCAAGAAAUUAGAUGUAGAUUCCUUGAAUGCCGUUGGAAAUGAGGUUGGUGUUGAUGUGGUUGCCGAGCCAAUGAAUGUCUGUAUGCUCUAUCGUGUUGGUUUUGUUGGUGCUGGGUGGAAGCGUCUUGUGGACCAUAAUCGUCAUCGUUUGAACGAGUGCUUCCUUGCCGAUGCUGCGGUUCGUGCCGAUGUGGUUCCCAAGUCUAUUGAGAAUGUGACUUGUUCCGACUCUGGCGACGUGGUGGUGACGGCGUGGAUUGAGCACCCGAGGCGGCUGGCGCAGAGCGAUGUCUGCCGGUUCUUGCACGAGGCGCCGUUCUCGUCGAUGUGGGAGCUUUACGACACGGUGUCCGGUCGGGCGAGCGUGACGGGCGGGGCGGCGAUGGCGACGACAUUUCACCGCGUGGGGUUCGAAGGGAUCGACCGGCCGUUGGGGGGGCGGGGGGAGGCAAUUCGGACCGCCUUCGUGUUGGACGUCGCGGAGGUCCUCUCGCUCCCCAACGCAGCGGUGCGGAUUGCGGGCCACGAGGAGGCAGCAAACGGAGGGCGGCUUGUCUUCGACGUCCUUCUCGACCAUCCAUCAACACUCGCAGAGACGGAAAUUGAUCGCGUCCUCGCAGAAGCACCAUUCACCCGCGUGUGGGACGUCUACAGAAACACCAAGACUCCCGUCAUGCAUAAGCUACCACCACUACGGACGCCCCCGCGUUCAGUCUCUCCGCGUGCGCUCUCCCCGCGUUCGCUCUCUCGACCACAGCUCUCCCCAGCGCACUACCGACAACAUCAAGAGCAACAGCCCCACUGUUGCCCACAUCACCUUUUCCAGGACAGCGGAGAUUCUCCACGCGGUACGCAACAUCACUAUCUGCAACCAACUUGUAGCUAUUUGAACUACAUGCUGGCUCGAGGUGGGGACCCCAGGACAGCACAGCGUCCCAGACGUCUCCCACGGCCUUACCGUGUUUCGCCACUGAGGAAUUCACCGAGGAAUUCACCGAGAAGCUCAGAAGUUCACAGCGGGGCAGUCUCUGCACUUGUGCACAUACCUUCAGCGGGACGCGAAAUGUCGCAAGAAAACCCGGUGAUGCUUCCGCCGCUGCGCUUCACCCCACGUACACAGGAAUUGACACCAAGAACCGACUCUCUACAUCCCCGGGCUCAACCAAUGGCUCCACGACAACAACAACAACAACACUUGAUAGAUCUCCGGGGAGUUGGAAACGCGCUUCUGCAACGGCGUCUGAGGAAAAAGGAACAUAACGUCUCAUAG
Messenger RNA from Trypanosoma theileri, 1422 nucleotides. RefSeq lists its product as uncharacterized. The transcript has a single exon. The record is from RefSeq and is a predicted model, not a curated record. Lineage: Eukaryota; Euglenozoa; Kinetoplastea; Trypanosomatida; Trypanosomatidae. The annotation marks the transcript as partial.